Messenger RNA from Naegleria fowleri, 2574 nucleotides. RefSeq lists its product as uncharacterized. Gene Ontology annotation, biological process: peptide catabolic process. Gene Ontology annotation, cellular component: cytosol; mitochondrion. The coding region runs from base 1 to 2574 and encodes 857 amino acids. The record is from RefSeq and is a predicted model, not a curated record. Lineage: Eukaryota; Heterolobosea; Eutetramitea; Acrasida; Naegleriidae. Gene Ontology annotation, molecular function: metal ion binding; metalloendopeptidase activity. The transcript has 7 exons.
AUGAAGGAAGAAGUACAAGUCAUUAAACCACCACUUGAUAAAAGAGAAUACAAGAUUAUUAAACUGGAAAAUGAAUUAGAGGCCUUGUUGGUGAGCGACCCUGAAGCAGCACAAGCAGCAGCGGCUAUGGAUGUCAAAGUGGGUCACUUUUCCGAUCCUUGUGAUUUUCCUGGAUUGGCUCACUUUUGUGAGCAUAUGUGUUUUUUGGGCUCUUCUAAAUAUCCAAAAGAAGGAGAAUAUCAGGAUUUCGUAAAGAAUAAUGGUGGCUUUACGAAUGCAUUUACUUCAACAGAGAACACAAACUUUCAUUUGUCAAUUUCUAAUGCUCAUCUUGAAAAAGCAUUAGAUAUGUUUGCACAAUUCUUUAUUUCUCCAUUAUUUACAGAGAGUGCAACAGAAAGAGAAAUGUUAGCUGUCGACAGUGAAUUUAAAAAGAAUUUAAAUGAUGAUCAAUCAAUGAAACUUUGUGUUAUUGGACAAUAUCCAAUAUCACAACUUGAAGAGUGGGUUAGAAGCAAGUUUGCAGAUAUUCAAAAUACGAAAGCUACAACUUCAAGCUUUUUUCCAAUGAAUGUAAAACCCUACAGCAAGAAUGAAAUUUCAAAGUUUAUUAGGUCAAAGAGCAUUUCUGAUUUGAGACAGUUGUCACUCAUAUUUCCCGUUCAACUUACUCUUCCAACUGUUGAUGGAAGGCACAUUGCUUACAAGUUUAAACCUGAAAAAUACGUUUCUCAUUUGAUUGGACACGAGUGCAAAGGUUCUCUAUUUUCUUUGUUAAAGAAGAAGGGAUGGGCUUCUUCAUUAUCAGCUGGACCUUAUGCAAGAUUUGGUGGCAAUAAUUGUGUUGAUUUACAAAAAGAGGAUAGCUUCCUUUUAUAUUCUGUAAAUAUUGAGCUGACUAUUGAAGGCGAAGACCAUAUAUAUGAAAUUGUUGAAUAUUUAUUUGAAUAUAUUGAUUUGAUCAAGUCGAAGCAAGGAAUCCAACAAUGGGUGUAUGACGAGGUAUCUCAUUUGGCAACGUUGGCUUUUGUCAAUCUAGAGUAUCCUAGAUCUCUCCAGUUUGCUAGUGACAUGGCGCAAAAUUUACAAAAGUAUUUGCCUUCUGAUGUAAUUUCUGGUGUUCAUAUUUUCGAUUACAACGAAGAGCUAAUCAGAGAAUGUUUAAACCAACUUAACCCAUACAACUUCAACAUGUAUUUCCGUAAACCUAGUUUUGAAAAUAUAGAUUUUGAAGAAGAAAAAUGGUACAAAACUCAAUACUGUCUGCAAGACCUUCCACAGGAAUGGCUAGAGAAGCUUUCAAAGGUUACACAUUCAACAACUGAACUCACAUUCCCUGCGCCAAAUCCGUUUAUUCCAGAAAAUUUUGAUAUUAAGGGAACAAUUACUAACACUUCCAAUGAUGACGGACCUUCCAUUUUGUACCAAGCUCCUGACAAUAAGAUGAAGGCAUGGUUCAAACAGGAUAAUUAUUUUGGAACACCACGAGGAAAUAUUUUUUACAAUGUCAUUCUCCCACAAACCAAGUCAGACCCUCGUACAGUUAUUUGCUCAGAAAUGUAUUGUGAAAUGGUUACAGACUAUUUGAACGAAGAUCUUUAUUUUGCAGAAGUUGCUGGUUUAACUUACAGUUUAUCGACCAAUGCAACUGGCCUUAAUGUGCUGCUAUUAGGGUAUAAUGACAAACUUAAGGAUCUCAACAACAAGAUAUUUAGAGACAUGGUGUCCGUCGUUGACAAUAAGCUUCUCAAAUUGGAUAGAUUUGAAGUGAUCAAGGAAAGGUUGACAAGAACUUAUGCUAACUUUAAGUUUGCUCAACCAUAUGAACAUGCAGUUAUUGAGGCUCAUAGACUUCUUUUUCAAAAAAAGUUUUGUUCAUUGGAUUAUAUUGACAUCAUUGAUACCAUUGAUUUUGAAGAUUUUUAUAACUUCAUUAAGGUUUGGUUUAAGACUCUCCGAGUGGAAUUAUUAAUACAUGGAAACUUUACUGCACAAGAAGCAUUGGAGAUAUACUCUGCAACUGAGAAGAUUUUGUUCGAUAGAAGUGUAAAAGUGAUGGUUCCUUUAUCAAGUCAAGAACAUAGAGAACAUAUUGUUCAACUUCCAACUGGAACGGACAUCAUAUUUCCAAUAUCAAAUUACAACUUGAAUAAUCCUAAUCAUGCCCUAGAGAUUGUGUACCAAUUAGGACAGCGCUCAGUUGAGUUAGAUGCGAUGGCGGAACUAUUUAACCAAAUCAUUAGUAACCAAUAUUAUCUUGUCUUGAGAACAGAAAAACAAUUAGGAUAUAUUGUGCAUUCGAGAGUGAGAUUUGAUCAUAAUAUUUGUUCUUUUAGUUGUAUCGUUCAAUCUCCAUCCCACAACCCUAAUGUAGUGUUAAAAGAACACGAUCAAUUCUUUGUGAACAUUAAUGCACUAUUGUCAUCAUUGACUGAGAAAGAUAUUAAAGCACAUCUUGAUGCAUUAAUUUCCAAAAUAACCGAGAAGGAAAAGCAAAUGAAAAUGGAAUCUGCUAGACACAUGGCUGAAAUUACCAAUCGUCAAUACAAGUUCGACAGAAAGCUUAAAAAGUAG